This is a messenger RNA of Pocillopora meandrina, 1154 nucleotides long. NCBI's taxonomy places the organism in Eukaryota, Metazoa, Cnidaria, Anthozoa, Scleractinia, Pocilloporidae. The record is from the annotation of a GenBank genome assembly.
AUGGAUUGUUCAUUGACUGAAUUAAUUCAUUGUUACAAGGCAACGAAGCAAAGACCUCCCAAUGUGGAUGCCUUGAUUCAAAUGAACCUUCCUCCUGGGCGUGGUUCGAAAAAGACCAAGGCAACACAGAGAAGGAAAGGUGCUACAAAUUAAAAAAAAAAGGAAUUUGAGGAGAGUUAUACUGACACCUCUCCAACUGACCAUUCAGCAUCGAAUCCGGUGUCGACUUAAGUAAGAUCUCCAGGAAACAGAGGCACAAAGAGAGAAGCAGAGAAGACAACAACCAAAAAAGAUACAGAAGGACCUCAGGUAUGUACAUAUUGUGAGAAUCAUUCACAGUUAAUGUAGUGUGUAACGCGUGAUUCUUUUACCUCGGUUUUAAAUCGGUGUAAGGUUUCAAAUUUUUUGUGCGAUUAUGCGGCCAACCGUUCGAUUUUUUAGAUAGACUAUUAUCGUGGUAAAGUCCCGCUAUAAAUUAGCUCUAUCUAAGUCGUUCUAUUUCACUGACUUGUGAGCUAAUUGGGUUCAACGAAAUAAACAAAACUCUAUCAAAUAAAGCUUUUGGUAAUAUUGCGCGGCGAGUUGAAAAAAAAAAGUACUCCUAAUCAGAGAACCUUUCAUUUGUAGAAAUGACCUGCGAGACGUGAGGUUUAUUAAGAUGUAGCAUCUGGCGAGACUGUCGGCUCGUUGUAAAUCAUACUGGUUCCCAUGAAGCCACCGACUAAUCUUGGCUGUUGACUAGAACGCCACUUUCAUUCAUAUGUUUCAUUCUAUCUGCAGAAUAAAAGCCCUAAGACAUCAACGUCGACAGUUCAAGAAGGUAGUUCCAGUUGAGCCUCCUUAAAAGGUGCAGCCCUCUAGUGAGAAGGUGUUACGGGUGUAAGGGUGUCUUGAAACUGAGACGUGGUGAAGGCUUUUUUAUUCCCAACCUACCAGAAGAUCUCGUCAUAAUAUCAAGCUCAAGACCGGACUACUGGCAGAAUGGAGAGCAAAAGACUGGACAAUUAGGAAACGUAUACUUUCAUUGCAAGGUUGAGUGCGUCCCAAAACUGCAGCCCCAAUUUAUUUCCUCCUCGGUGAUAAUUCCGGAGGCCGUUAAGCGUGAAUUAUUCGAGGCUCAUCGAAAUCAUAUACAGAAAGAGCUAGCUCUCUAG